CUCGCUCUCGACUUUUUUUUUCUUUCUCUGGAGUUCAAGCUCUUUAGUCUGACUUUGUCAUUUUAAAUAUACAGCUAAUACAGUAGCCCACACAGUGAGACGAAACGACUUUCCUCAGGAGCAUAGGGCUACAUGGAACAACACAAAGUUUAGACUACACAGAACAAACCAAGACAGACCUACACAGGACUACAUCAAGUGAACCUGUGUGAACAUGUACAAGCAGCGCCAGAUAGUUCAAAAUUGCAAAAACAUUUAAAUAAGCAAUAACUGUGUGUGCUAGUGUGUGUGUGUGUGUGUGAGGGGAAUGUCCGUCCAGACUUAGGGUGUUGAGGAGUCUGAUGGCUUAGAGCAGUGCUUAGAAGAAGAAACUCCUUGUCAGUCUUGAUGGAGGGCCCCCUAUGUUUGGAUACCUUUUAUGGCAGGAGGCUGAAACGUUUGCGUGAGGGGUGCGUGGGGUCACAAUGCUGACAGUGUGGCAUGUCGUACCCUCCUGUGUCCACUAGAAGGCAAUAAAGGAACCCAAAGAUUUACAAUAGCUUCACAUUUACAGUAGAUCAUUAUUUCGAAUCAGUUUUCAGGUGUAUGUAUUGUAUACACCCGGACGUCGUGUCCUUGGGCAAGGCACUUCACCCUACUUGCCUUGGGGGGAAUGUCCCUGUACUUACUGUAAGUCGCUCUGGAUAAGAGCGUCUGCUAAAUGACUAAAUGUAAAGGCUACAUUUGGUGGAUGAGUCAUUUAGAGAGGUUAUUGCAUUCCCAUUUCCUAGAAGGCCAUUGUGCUGGUCACUUGGUCACCUGGGGGAAGUUUAAAAACAUCUCAUAAAAGCAGAAGGGAGUUGGGGGGUGGAAACAGAAACUAUCACCCGCACUGUAUACUGUUCUCUGGAGACUAUAUAACCCUAGUCACCUACACCAGUCUAGUAUCUUUGACUGGCAGUGAUAGUGAGCCUGAGGGGAGGUAAACAGGGCUCUCAGGACUGAGACACACCACGCUGGACUAGGCAGAGGGGAGAAGAUUGUGGAAGACCGUCUUCUGUGUUUGGAGAACGUUGAGUAUCUGGGCAAAAAACAAGCGUUCAUCUUUUAUAAGGAGAGUUUGGUAUCUGGCUUAGGGCCCGAGAGAGUGUAACGACGAUGCUUCUUCCAGCAUCCAGUGGAGCUUUGUUCCUGCUCUUGGCUGGUCUCGGGGGCCUGUCCCUGGGGGAGGUGGGAGACUUCAGUCCCUGCCUCCAGUCCUUCUACAAGGGGGUUCCUCCAAUAGGUGUAGGCAGUGAGGGGUACCAGCCUAUAUGCCAGCGUUACCGGAACCAGUACCACUUUGCCAGUUUGUACCAGCGCCAGCGGAGAGUUCCCCUCUACUCUGCAUACGUGUUUACAAAUGGUGAUGGGAAACGACCCAAGAGCAACUGGAUGUAUGAACCACAGCUAGCAUUCGCUGGUGCCAGCCCGGAGAUGAAACGCUUCCCGCGCAAGAAGCCCGUGGACCAGAACGUUGUGGAGAGCCAGGCGGUUCUCCAGGACUACACCAACUCCUCAUACACCAGGGGCCACCUGAACCCCAGCCAGCACCACCAGAACCAAGAGGACCGCAAGGCCACCUUCACCCUGACCAACGUGGUCCCCCAGCGGAAAGGCUCCAACUCCGGUCCCUGGGCCCAGCUGGAGACCGAGAUGAAAGCCCGCCUGGGGGCCUACUGCCUGGGCCCCGCGUACUUGAUCACGGGGGCUAUGCCGUAUGUGACAGAGCGCUGGAUGAACCAGCGCGUGGCCGUGCCCGAGUACAUGUGGUCGGCUUACUGCUGCCCCGUCCACAACGCCAGCCUCCCCGCCUCGCUCGCCUCCUUCUUCCCCACGCGUGCAGCGGUGGGACGGAAUGACAGACAGAGCGGGGGGGAGAUCGUUCCGGUGGAUCCCGAGGCAAAGGGCUCUUCUCUUGGGUACGAUGUGAGGAGGAUGUCCCUGGACGCCCUGGAGGAUAUCCUCUGGCAGAGGCUGGCCAUACCCAUCCACCUGUUCACUAACCAGUGCCUGGGGGGAAGAGUGAGCCCCUGAGUCAGUGUUCCUGCACGUUCACCAAAUACAGUUUGCCCGAUUCAGCUGUCAUGACCGCUCCACUGUUUUGAUAAGGUUACUGAAAAUAAAUCUUUGUGUAUCUAAUGAA
Molecule: messenger RNA, 2164 nt
Organism: Hypomesus transpacificus
Lineage: Eukaryota; Metazoa; Chordata; Actinopteri; Osmeriformes; Osmeridae
Product: endonuclease domain-containing 1 protein-like
Exons: 2
Coding region: 1138-2055 (305 amino acids)
Molecular function (GO): nucleic acid binding; metal ion binding; hydrolase activity
Source: RefSeq, a predicted model, not a curated record